UUUGGCGGAGUCCUGAUCUGAAGUCAGUGGAAAACCUGCUCUCUCCAUCAGUUCCUGGGUCGUCCCAAAUCCUCUCAUCCUGUUGGGGCAGCAGCAGAGUGCGGGAGCGAGCGCGGGCGCCCGGCAAAUGCGCACAGCACCGGCGGCGAGAUGACGGGGGCUGCGAAGGCGCCGCAGCCGCAGCCGCAGCCGCAGGCGGCGCUGCUGCCCCCAGAUGGCGGCUGGGGGUGGGUCAUCGUGGGCGCGCAGGCGCUCAGCAACUUCAUUAUGGUGCCCAUCAUGCAGUCGUUCGGUCUGCUAUACCGAGACAGGUUCAAGGAGAUCAACAUGCCCGCCACAGACAUCUCCGUCAUCAUGAACGUCAACUCUGCCUUCGGCAUGACACUGGGCCUGUUCAGCGGUCCGAUGCUGCGCCGCUUCGGCUACCGCAAGGUGGCGAUAACGGGCGGCCUGCUGUCCUCCUCGGGCGUCAUUCUCACCAGCUGGGCCUACAGCUUCACGCAUUUCCUCAUCACUUACAGCAUCAUCACCUCGGUGGGGAACCAGAUGCUGACGGCGGCGCUGAGCCUGGCGUUCAACUCGUACUUCAAGGAGCUGCGCAGCCGCGCGGCCGGGGUGUCCAUCUCGCUGAUGGGUCUGGGCCCGGUGGUGAUGCCGCAGCUGGUGACGCUGCUGCUGCGCAACUACAGCACCUCGGGCGCCGCCCUUAUCAUCGGAGGUCUCUCACUGCACAGCGUGGUCGCCGCGCUGCUGCUGCAGCCCGUGCGUUGGCACAUGAAGCCCGCGCCGCCGGACCCGCAAGCAGAAAACAAAAACGAGGCGGUGGAGGAGAAGAAGCUGGAGGUGACAGAUAAGGAGACUCCGCUGGAGAAAGACAAGGACGCGGAGAGGCAGCCGGACGGCACCGCCUCCCACAGGCGCCGCACCAGCACCGUGUGCUCUGUCGAUGUUGACCCGGACAUCGACUCGCACUCCGUGUACGGCUGGGAGACGCCCGCCACCUCGCACAAGGCCUUCGGCUCAACGCUCAGCGUCAGCCAGCGGCGGAUGUCCCUGCAGCGCAGCGUGUCGGUGGCGGAGGAGGAGCAGCGGCCGAAGCCGGCCAAGCCGUGGUGGGCCUCCGCCUCCGUGGAGAGCGUCCACCUGGGCAGCAGCGUCCGCAUCUUCGACGAGAAGCCCUACCAGAGGCUCCCCACGGUAGAGCCAGCAGCAGCCCGCGAGAACCACGUCGACGGCAGCAGCAAGGACGCGGCUGCUACUGCCAAUGGCAUUGCUGCUGGCCCACCCCCACCAACGACGUGCUCGGGGAGGAUGCGGCGCUGGAUGCAGGCGGUGGUGCGCUUCUUCGACCUGGACCUGCUGCGCGACCCCACCUACGUUGUGCUCAUGGUGGGCAUGUCGCUAGCCAUCCUCGCCGAGCUCAACUUCUCGCUCUUCACGCCGCUCAUCAUGGAGGGCUACGGCUUCGACAAGCAGCAGACAGCCACCUUCAUGUCCAUAAUCGGCAUCACCGACAUCAUCUUCCGCUUCGUGUCGCCCUUCGUCGGCGACUACCUGGGCUUGGGAGCGCAGACCAUGUACCUGGUGGCUCUCCUCAUGCUCAUCACCUCACGCACAUCACUCAUAUUAUUCCACGACUACAUACCAGCUCUCGUUGUAGCUGGAGCUCUUGGAGUGGCUAAGGGUUUCAGAACUGUCUACAUGUCAAUUGUCAUUCCUAAUUAUGUUCCUAUUGAGAGGCUGGCAUCUGCUAAUGGACUACAAAUGGUGGUCAAUUCAUUUUUUAUUCUAGCUUCAAUUCCAAUGAUGGGCUACAUUCAGAAAGCUACAGGAAGCUACAGCAUGUCAAUUGCAGCACUCAACCUUAUAACCUCUCUCACUGUAAUACUAUGGACUUCCCAGCUGGUUAUUCGAUGGUACAAGAAAAAGAAACGUGGAGCUAAUAAGGAAGCUGCAUAAGUUAAUUUGUACUGAGAAAACUUGGUCUGAAAAAGACAUUCUGCUGUUCACACAAGACAUCACUCUCUGUGAUAUUAUUUAAUGAACGAUAUUUCCUCUUGUUGUAACA
Molecule: messenger RNA, 2068 nt
Organism: Schistocerca americana (American grasshopper)
Lineage: Eukaryota; Metazoa; Arthropoda; Insecta; Orthoptera; Acrididae
Product: monocarboxylate transporter 5
Exons: 10
Coding region: 151-1959 (602 amino acids)
Biological process (GO): transmembrane transport; monocarboxylic acid transport
Molecular function (GO): monocarboxylic acid transmembrane transporter activity
Source: RefSeq, a predicted model, not a curated record